AACAAAAGCAAUAUCUGGCUGAUUCUUCUCAUUUGUUUUAUUCUCUAUGCGUGGACAACUUUUGUUUGCUACCUUCCUCUCUGGAUCAGUUGUAGUCAGACAGCCCUAUCUAUUGUAAGUGCUAUUGGCGCGGGCUUGAUGGUUGGUGCUGCUUUCACUGUAGUUAUUCCUGAAUCCAUCAAUGAUGCUUUGGCUGAUAUGGGUGGUUUAGAAACUGAAGAGGCAGCCCUUUCUGCUUAUCGUUUGAUCGGUAUUUGUGUGACUGUUGGUUUUGGUUUUAUGAUGGUUGUGGAUGCUCUGACCCACAGCUGCUGUGGUCAUCACCAUGACCACCACCAUGGAGAAGAAGGAGUGGACGCUCAUCUUGAAGUGGACCUUCACGAGAAGCUGCACGAAGAGCAUGGAGAGGAAUGCCACAAGGAGGAGCAUGAGCACGGUGACUACAAGCAUGGUCAUUCGUAUCAGGCAACUGUGUGGGGUCUGUGUUUCCAUUCUAUAUUCGACGGAGUUGCCAUUGGUGCCACUAUGCUGGAUCAGAAUCCUCGAGUGUUGUGGGUUAUUCUUGCUGCUAUUGUGUUGCACAAAACAGCUGCUGCCUUUGGUCUUGGCGCCUACUUUAAGAAGGUCGGUCUGAAUGUAAAGAAAUCCACUCCGUACAUUGCUCUCUUCUCUUGCACGACGCCCAUUGCCACAUUCCUUAUGGCCAUGAUCUGUUUAGUGGGUACAAAGCUCAACCACGCGCUGCUUCCAGUAGCGUUCGCUUUCUCUGCUGGAACCUUCUUAUACGUCUCGCUGACACACAUUGUCCCUGAAAUUGGUUCCAACCUGAAGGCGUGGCACUUGCUGGCUAUGCUUGCUGGUCUUCUCUUCCCCUACUUCUGUUUUAUUGAGGCUGAAUUCCCUUUUUGUUUCGAACAAACAAGGAGCUGUGGUGGGGCACAGACAGUCUAUCUAUCUAUCUAUCUAUCUAUUUGCAAGUGCCAUCACUCGAGAGUAUUCUUGGAAACAUGA
This is a messenger RNA of Blastocystis hominis, 1011 nucleotides long. RefSeq lists its product as hypothetical. The coding region runs from base 526 to 1011 and encodes 161 amino acids. Lineage: Eukaryota; Bigyra; Opalinata; Blastocystidae. Gene Ontology annotation, biological process: zinc ion transport; transmembrane transport. Gene Ontology annotation, molecular function: metal ion transmembrane transporter activity. The transcript is spliced from 2 exons. Gene Ontology annotation, cellular component: membrane. The record is from RefSeq and is a predicted model, not a curated record.